Cyprinus carpio (common carp) is the source of this 1580-nucleotide messenger RNA. RefSeq names its product cathepsin Z-like. Gene Ontology annotation, cellular component: lysosome. Lineage: Eukaryota; Metazoa; Chordata; Actinopteri; Cypriniformes; Cyprinidae. The record is from RefSeq and is a predicted model, not a curated record. Gene Ontology annotation, molecular function: cysteine-type endopeptidase activity.
ACGUUUGUGACAACUUCCGUGUGUGACAACUAGCCCCGGUCUCGCUUAGUACUGGCAAUUAUUGGGUAUUUUGUGGCCAGAAAGCGUCUGACAAACACAGCAUAGUUUUAAAUGUUAGAAGUUGCCCAAUAAGAGAGUUAGUUUCGAUGUUUUCUCCACGCCUCCAUGCAGACACGAAGAAUAAGACCGCAGUGUAGACUGGUGUGAUGAUCAUAUGACCGCCUGAGAUUCAACAUGGCUCGCGUGCUGCUCUUUUAUCUGUUCACUCUGUCCGGUGUUUUCGCCGGACGGUAUUUUAAUGAGAAUGAGCCCUGCUACAGACCCCAGCCGAGGAGAAACCUACAAGGAGUCAAGACUGGACCACGUCCUUAUGAAUAUAUGAAUUUAAAAGAGCUCCCCAAAGCAUGGGACUGGAGAAACAUCGACGGCGUCAACUACGUCAGCACCACACGCAACCAACACAUACCACAAUACUGUGGCUCCUGCUGGGCGCAUGGAAGUACUAGUGCUAUGGCAGAUCGUAUAAACAUCAAGCGGAAAGCAGCAUGGCCAUCUGCCUAUCUCUCUGUCCAAAACGUGAUUGACUGUGGUGACGCAGGCUCCUGCCAUGGCGGAGAUCAUUCUGGUGUGUGGGAAUAUGCAAACAGUAAAGGCAUUCCUGAUGAAACCUGCAACAACUAUCAAGCCAAAGAUCAGGACUGUAACACCUUUAAUCAGUGUGGAACCUGCACAACCUUUGGCGUGUGUAAUGUAGUAAAGAACUUCACUCUCUGGAAAGUCGGAGACUAUGGCUCAGUCAGCGGGCUGGACAAGAUGAAAGCUGAGAUCUAUUCUGGAGGACCCAUCAGUUGUGGGAUCAUGGCAACAGAAAAGCUGGAUGCGUACACAGGUGGUGUGUACACUGAAUACGUACAGGAUCCCUAUAUAAACCACAUUGUAUCUGUAGCCGGUUGGGGUGUUGAUGAGAAUGGAGUGGAGUAUUGGGUCGUCCGUAAUUCUUGGGGAGAGCCAUGGGGAGAGAAAGGCUGGCUCAGAAUAGUCACCAGCGCAUACAAGGGCGGCAGUGGGAGCCAGUACAACCUCGCCAUCGAAGAGGACUGCAUGUAUGGAGACCCCAUCCUACCCAAAAACUACCUGUAGAUGGCUGUGAUGUUCUUCACAGAGAAAAGAGCCUUAGAUUUGCCAAACAUGAUUUUUUUGAUGCUGCCCAAGAUCAGUUGCAGAGGUUUUGUUUGAAUCGUUUUUAAUCUCAGGAAUGUUUUAGAGAAAUUUGUACAGAUUUGUUUCUGUAAUUCUGCAUUUGUAGGCCUCCUUUUUAUUGGUUUUCUACAAACCCUAGCAAAAAGGGAAACAUUUUUUAUCCACAUUUUUAGGAUGUUUUAAAUGGACCGAACUCAGGCCAAACGGUCAUCUAAUGACCUUGUGUGCUGAAAAGGUUUUAGGGUUUGCCAUAUGUAUUAAAAGCAAAAUUACAUAGUUUGCUAUUUUUGAAUUUGCUUUUCAUGCAUCUGUCAAACUUUUUCAAUGGGAAGCCUUGAAGUUUUCAAUCACACUCUUUAAUAAAAGUCUUAUCAAGUUCU